Messenger RNA from Vespula pensylvanica (western yellowjacket), 2310 nucleotides. Its product is annotated as inhibitor of growth protein 1. Gene Ontology annotation, biological process: positive regulation of DNA-templated transcription. The coding region runs from base 714 to 1631 and encodes 305 amino acids. Gene Ontology annotation, cellular component: nucleus. The record is from RefSeq and is a predicted model, not a curated record. The transcript is spliced from 3 exons. NCBI's taxonomy places the organism in Eukaryota, Metazoa, Arthropoda, Insecta, Hymenoptera, Vespidae.
CGUCUUUAACUUUAAUCGAAUUCACGAUCGAUUAUGUUCGAGUUAAUCGAAUUAUUUCAUUGGCCGUGAACAAGUGUGAUCUAGCUCCGUUUCCGAAAUAAACGCGCGUUAUGAGACUUGCAGGAGCCAUCGGAAUGCAGAUUACGAAUUUUCAUCGUGUGUAUACUCGUUGUGUGUAACCUGUGUUUCUCUGUAGUGGUAUAUCUUGUUCGGCAAUGAAAACAAAAGAAGCAAAUAGCAUCGACAUGAUUGAUAGUGAAAAAGUGGUAUUCGAGGAUGUUUCUUUUAUGUACCGUCAUGUGAACGGUUUAUGGACGUAGGUGGUACGCAUUGGCAUAAAAAAGAAAGAGAAGAAAAAAAUAGAAAGAGAGAAGAACCGGUGUGACGACUUUCGGAUCGAAUGUUUUUGUGUGGUAUAUAUAAAAAAUAAGAAAAAGAAAAAGAAAAGAAAGAAAGAAAGGAAAAGGUAGAGAAAAAACGGUCACAAAAAAGAAUUGGUUACUGUUGUAUAUGCGGCGCACGCGUAUAACAUACACAUAUGUGAUUUUCCGUAAAUUAGCCGCAUAUAUAACUAUAUGUUACAGACGAUACUUUGUAGAAACGAUAUGUAAGAAAAGUUAGGAGACUUUACUUUAAACGGUGUGUAACCAUCGUUGGUGGUGCUGUUUACGUAUAUAUUUUUCUUGUUUUAACGAGAUACGGAAGACUGAAAAAUGUUAAAUCAAGCAGUCGUCGAGGCUCUGUAUUCAGCGACUUACAUAGAAAAUUAUUUGGACUGUGUCGAAAAUCUGCCUAACGACUUGCAAAGACACGUUUCGCGUCUUCGCGAAUUGGAUGCCACUUGUCAAACAUACUUGCGAGAGGUAGACCAACAUCAGGAAGCAUUGAGAAAUGAUAUCGACUUAUCCGUAAGAAGAAGAGCACUUUUGAGGGUACAACAGGCGCUUAUCGCGGCUCAAGAAAUUGGAGAUGAGAAAUUACAAAUAGUACAGCAGGUUCAAGAUUUGAUAGAGAAUAAAUCUAGACAGCUUGAUGUAGAUUAUCAUAAUCUAGAUUUUGGUAAAGAGCAAGAAAAUUGUGAGUCGAAUCGUGAAUCAAAUUCGAAUAUUAAUUCCAAUUCUUCUACCAAUGCAAACAAUAAUGAACGUUUACCAAAACGAGCUAGAAGGACAAGAACGGAGACGUUGGUUGAAUCAGGACAUGCGAUGGAUAUGAUUGUAGUAUCCGAAACAAGAUCCAAUUCUUUAACGAAUACGAGUAAUGGUAAUCAAAAGAAGACUACGACUGCGAAUACAGGUAAAAAGAAGAAAAGGAAGUCUAGGCAAGGUAACCAACAUAAUCAACAUAGGGAAGAUACUCCACCACCAUUGGAAGAUGAUCUUGCGAUAGAUCCAGACGAGCCAACAUAUUGCCUUUGCGACCAAAUUUCAUAUGGAGAAAUGAUACUUUGUGAUAAUGAUUUAUGUCCAAUAGAGUGGUUCCACUUCUCUUGUGUCUCACUCAGUACUAAACCAAAAGGGAAAUGGUUUUGUCCAAAGUGUCGGGGAGAUCGUCCAAACGUUAUGAAACCAAAAGCACAAUUUUUGAAAGAACUUGAAAGGUACAAUAAAGAGAAAGAAGAAAAAUCGUAGCAGACAAAGUAUGGUUAAAAAAUUUAAGGAUUUAAAAAAUUUGGUGUAAAACAAUAUUGAAUGUAAUUAGAAUUCAUUUCAAUCUAUAAAUUGUAUCCAUAAAAUUUGAAGAUUUAGAAUCUAAUUAAAUCAAGUGAAUUAUAUUAAAUUAUGACACUGAUAAUGAAAAUGAUUAUUGUAUAUAAUAAUACUUUAUAGUUUGACUAAACCAGUGAUAUUGGGUUACAUCCAAAGAUUAAAGCCAGCUAAAACAGAGUCUCAUAUAUAAAAAAAAAAAAAAAAAAAAAAAAAAAAGGAAUAGUAUAUAGAGAAUAUUCGUAAUAUAACUCUAUACGUUAUUUGCAUAAAUAGUAUUACGUACUAAUAUAAUUAUUCUUAAAAAAUUAAAAAGGACAAAACGUGAAAACUCUUAGAUGUAGUUUCUUAAUAAGAAAUUCUUAGAUAACAGAAGAUAUAUUACAUAAGAACGUUUAAGAAAAUAUCUCCAUAUUAGCGAAAUAAUAAAUGUAUAAAAAUUACAACUUAUAAUUUUAAUAGCUUUUGUGACAUGGAAGGGAUGUUCUCAAUAGUUUUCUUCUAAAAUUGUAAUAUAAUUCAGAGUUUUUGUUAUUUUAACUUCUUAUGUAUCUUAAUAUUUAUCGAAAAUACGUUAUUUUUUUUCUUGUAUAUUAAUAAAUAA